AUGCAAGAUGAUCAUAAUGUAAAAAAUAAGUCCAUUGGAGAAAAAAUGGAAGCAGUUGCUGACAAACAGAUUGCUGAAAAACAGUUAAAGUGUGCCGAUCCCCAAUUCCAGUCGUCAGUAAUUAAUACCAAUGUUAUAGUGUCAAAUACAGGAGAAGUCGUUUGGUUGAGCCAUGGGAUUUACAGAUCUUCCUGUGAUAUAAAUGUAGAAUAUUUUCCAUUCGAUUUACAAAGCUGCCAAAUGAAAUGGGCCUCUUGGACUUAUGAUGGAUAUCAAGUGGAAUUAGUUAAACAAACAGAAGAAGGUGAUGUCAGUAAUUAUCAGGCUAAUGGAGAGUUCGAUCUCAUUAGUUUUUCUUCGGUAAAACAUGUUGAAUACUAUUCAUGCUGUCCAGAACCAUAUCCAGAUAUAACAUAUACAAUAAAAUUAAGAAGAAGACCUUUAUUUUACGUUUUUAACUUAAUAUUACCAUGUAUUUUAAUAAAUGGAAUUGCUCUUUUAGUGUUUUAUGUGCCAUCCGAAUCGGGGGAAAAAGUUACACUUGGUAUAAGUGCCCUCUUAUCCAUGACUGUCUUCCUUAUGACAAUACGGGAGACACUUCCACCAACGGAAAAAACGCCUUUAAUAAGCAUGUACUACGGAGUCAGCAUUUGCCUUGUAUCAUUCGCUUCGGCUCUUUCAGUGGUUACAUUAAAUAUAUACCACCGCGGUGUUAGAGGAUCUGCUGUUCCUCGGAUACUACGGACUCUAGUUUUAGAAAAAAUGGCACCUUUAGUUUUUAUGAAGUUCGAAAAUCACCACACACCAAUACAGGAAAUUAAUCCACAAACAGGUACCAGACUAGAUUGCCCUUGGCCUUGGGUAGAUAAAAACAUACAAGAGGAUGGAUAUAAUUUACAGCAGCGUCAACAAAGAUCUCCAAAAUUUCUUCCGAGGACUAGAGGAAAUGACUUGGAUGCAUUUGAAAGUCAAGUUAUCCGAAUUCUACACAAAGUCCACUCAAGUUUAGAUAAAAACGACCAUCGAAUGACUGAUCAAGAUAGAAGAGAUUUAACAGAAUUAGAAUGGAAACAAGCGUCCAUCGUUCUCGACAGAUUUCUUUUGGCAAUAUUUCUUCUAAUUACUGUUAUCAGUACAGCUACCAUUUUGUGUCGUAGUCCUAAAGAUCAAACCUAA
Diabrotica balteata is the source of this 1176-nucleotide messenger RNA. NCBI's taxonomy places the organism in Eukaryota, Metazoa, Arthropoda, Insecta, Coleoptera, Chrysomelidae. The record is from the annotation of a GenBank genome assembly.